Caenorhabditis remanei is the source of this 915-nucleotide messenger RNA. RefSeq lists its product as uncharacterized. Lineage: Eukaryota; Metazoa; Nematoda; Chromadorea; Rhabditida; Rhabditidae. The coding region runs from base 1 to 915 and encodes 304 amino acids. The record is from RefSeq and is a predicted model, not a curated record. Gene Ontology annotation, molecular function: G protein-coupled peptide receptor activity. The transcript has 5 exons.
AUGUUCAUCCCCAUGAAAACCAAGCUGGAAGAGUUUUGGGAGCAGUGGCAAAAAUGUCCUCUUCCUCCAUCAAUUCUCUCAAUUUAUCUCAACCGUAUCGUACUAUCAACUGCUGAUAAUAUGGCUCGUUUGUCCACGUGGCUCUGUGUUUUAUUCGCACUUGUUCGCGUAGUUGUCCUUCAAAAAAUCUCUGAUAAUCGAUUUCAAAUGAUAUCAGCUCCUGGAUUCGGAUGGAUACUAAUAUUUCUCAGUUUUGUGUGCAGUUUCGUUAUUUCAAUGUCAUUUUAUUACAAAGACCAGAUUUCGGAAAUGGGGAUUUGGACACCGAAACCAGGAUGCGAAUCUUUAUCAAUUACGGAAGUUUAUCAAUAUAAAUUAGUUGCUUCUGAUUUGUACACAUUUGGAAAUGGAGUAUUUUCUAUACUGUUUUAUUUGUCAAAUGGAUUCUUCACUCAUAUUCUUCCGUGUCUUUUGUAUCCAGUUUUGAUAUUUUUCUUAUCAACAGAAGUUCAAAAAUCAAAGAAAAUUCAAAGUGUGUCAAGCAUCAAUCCACAUCAAAAGAGAAACGAGAAGACGACGACCCUAGUGAAUGUUAUCUCAGUUUUUCAACUUUUCAUCGAAAUAUGCUAUUCGGUCAUUUUCAUUUUAGAAUUAAUAUUCGGAGCAGAUACAGUAGACUUUAUAAAAUAUGCGAAAGUUGUAACUAAAUGGAUUUUUGCUUUCAACUCAUCGACGAGAUGUUUUCUAUGUGUCUUAUUAUCAUGUCGGUAUCGAAACACGAUUCGAAGAAUGUUUGGAUUACGGGAUAGAAUGACAAUGAACAAACCAAGUACUGCACGACCAUCACCUUCGUUACAAAGAUCAGCUUCUUCAAUACUUCCGCCGUGUAGCCCAAAGAUGGAGUCCAGUUUGUAA